Annulohypoxylon truncatum is the source of this 519-nucleotide messenger RNA. RefSeq lists its product as uncharacterized. The transcript is spliced from 3 exons. The record is from RefSeq and is a predicted model, not a curated record. The coding region runs from base 1 to 519 and encodes 172 amino acids. Gene Ontology annotation, cellular component: membrane; mitochondrion; cytoplasm. NCBI's taxonomy places the organism in Eukaryota, Fungi, Ascomycota, Sordariomycetes, Xylariales, Hypoxylaceae.
AUGCUUCGCUGGUACCAACGAAAGCUGGCCUCCCGGCCGUUAUUGACGCAGAGCGUCACCACUGCCGUGCUAUUCGCAGUCGGCGACAUCACUGCCCAACAGGCCGUCGAGAAAAAGGGACUUGAGAAGCACGAGCUCGCCCGCACAGGCCGCAUGUUCCUUUACGGUGGUGCGGUCUUCGGCCCCGCGGCGACGACCUGGUACGGGAUCCUGCAGCGGUCGAUCCAGCUGCGGAACAAGAAGGCGGAGAUGGUGGCGCGCGUGGCGGCCGACCAGCUGCUCUUCGCGCCGACCUUCAUCGGCGUCUUCCUCUCGAGUAUGGCCGUCAUGGAAGGGGGCCCGCCCAAGGAGAAGCUGGCCAAGAGCUACUGGCCCGCGCUGCAGACCAACUACCUCAUCUGGCCCUUCGUCCAGAUGGCCAACUUCACCCUCGUCCCCCUCGAGCACCGCGUGCUCGUCGUCAACCUCGUCAGCAUCGGCUGGAACUGCUACCUCAGCAUGAUCAACAGCCAGAAGUGA